GAGAGAGAGAGAGAGAGAGAGAGAUGGAAGUGAUUGAAGUUCUACACAUGAAUGGAGGAAUUGGAGAUGCAAGUUAUGCAAACAACUCAUUAGUUCAGCAAAAGGUGUUAUCCAUUACCGAGCCGAUAACAAAAGAAGCCAUUAUUGAUCUCUACUGCAGUACUUUCCCUAAAUCCUUGUCCAUUGCAGACUUGGGUUGUUCCUCUGGUCCAAACACUUUGCUAGUGGUCUCUGAGCUCAUCAAAGCAGUUGACAAACUAUGCCGAAAAAUGGGAAACCACUCACCAGAGUUUCAAAUAUUCUUAAAUGACCUUCCCGGGAAUGAUUUUAACACGAUUUUUCGGUCUUUGCCGAGGUUCCAAGGAAAACUGACAGAACAGAUGGGAUCCGGAUAUGGACCUUGUUUUUUCUCUGGAGUCCCUGGUUCAUUUUAUGGUAGGCUUUUUGCUACAAAAAGUCUGCAUUUCGUCCAUUCUUCUUAUAGUCUUCAAUGGCUGUCCCAGGUUCCUGAAGGGAUAGAGAAUAACAAAAGCAACAUUUACAUGGCAAGUACAAGCCCGCCAAGCGUGCUACAAGCAUACUAUGAGCAAUUUCGAAGAGAUUUCUCGUUGUUCCUAAAGUGUCGUUCGGAGGAACUAGUCACCGGAGGCCGAAUGGUUCUAACUAUUCUUGGGAGGAAAAGUGAAGAUCCUUCUAGCAAAGAGUGUUGUUACAUUUGGGAGCUUCUAGCUAUGGCUCUCAAUGAAAUGGUUUCAGAGGGCCUUAUAGAAGAGAAGAAACUAGAUUCAUUCAACAUCCCCCAGUACACACCGUCUCCAGCAGAAAUAAAAUCAGAGGUCGAAAUAGAAGGAUCUUUUGGGAUUGACCGUCUCGAGAUUUCUAAAGUUCACUGGAAUGCUUACGACAAUGAAUUUUGUCCUUCAAAUGCCUUCAAGGAUGGUGGAUACAAUGUUGCACAGUGCAUGAGAGCUGUGGCUGAACCCUUGCUUCUCAGUCACUUUGGCGUAGCAAUAAUUGACGAGGUGUUCUGCAGGUACAGGAAGAUUUUGGCUGAUAAAAUGUCCAAAGAGAGAACUGAGUUCAUCAAUGUCACUGUUGCAAUGACUAAAAAGAAGUUGUGAUCAUCAAAAUGGUUUGUUUGUAUUAUUGUUCAAUCCAUUUUGUAAGCUAAAUUGUGUGGAAGUGAGUUUAAUAUUGGUUUCAAUAAAAGUGAUGAGUCUAAUGCUUAUGGGCUCGCACAAACGAAGUUGUUUUCUCUGUGUCUGUGACUUUCCAAUGUACUUGAAAAUAAAUUAUUAAGUGA
Ilex paraguariensis (yerba mate) is the source of this 1303-nucleotide messenger RNA. Lineage: Eukaryota; Viridiplantae; Streptophyta; Magnoliopsida; Aquifoliales; Aquifoliaceae. The record is from the annotation of a GenBank genome assembly.